AUGUAAGAAGCAAGAUAACUAUUAAUAUCUAAAAACUAUGAUGAAGCUUUUACAAAAUAUAAUUAAUUACUUAAUGAGGAUAUAGAUAAUAGUAAUAAAUCAAUAUGCGCUUUGAAUUGUGGGAUAUGUCUCAUAAAUAAAUAAACUUAUGAAUAAGCUCUUCAAUUCAUUGAAAAAUCUAUAACUUAUAAUCCUAAAUAUGUCAAGGCUUAUUAUCGAAAAGCAUAAGUUUUGAUUUAAUUAAAAUAAUAUGAGGAAGCUUUAUAAAUAAUAUAAAAUUUAGAACCAUGUUAAGAAGUUAAUGAAUUAAAAGAGCUUGUUAAACUUUAAUUUAGUGAUCCUAUGUAUGUAAUAGAUGAUUUAAAGAAUUGUGCAACUGAAAAAGAUGCUAUCAAAUUCUUUAAUGAAUUGUAUAGUAAAUAAGAUUACAUAAAUUAUGAUAAAUUAAUGAAGGAAAAUGGAUUUUGUUAAUAAAUUCUAAGUUAAAAAUUCAUAUUCUAAUAAAUGAAAUAUGUUUAAUAUUCAUUUAUCAAAUCUUAGAUGUAGUUUAUACCAAAAUGGUUACAGAAUUAUUUAAUAACUAAUUUUGAAUUCUAUUGUAAAUCUGAAUAAGCUUCUAAAGUUUAUGAAUUAAUUAAUAUAUAUUGUUCCUUAUUUUCUCAUUUUCAAGUAAAUUAGUAAGUUUUAGAUUUAAUUAUAUAAAAUCAACAUUUCUUUUUAGAGAAAUACUUAAAAUGCACUGUUUAAUUAUUUGUUUAAAAUUAAAAUGUUAUUGUUGAUAUAGAAUUCAUAGAAAAAGUGGCUUAUAAAGCUAAAAAAUUAGAAGAGUUUGAUACAAAUACUGAAAUGUAUUAUCUUAUAGUUGAUCUUAUUAUAUUACUUACAAAACCUAAAUUAAUACACUUUGGUUAUUUAAAAAGGGACACUUUUAGAUAUCAAGAUUUAUUGAUUUUAAUAGGAAUCAUAAGCAAUAAUUAAUUGGAAUCAAUUAGACAAAUUUAUACUAAUUUAGCAAUAAAGUUAUUAAAUACAAUUGAGAAAAAGUUAAAUAAAUUAAGAUAUAUAAACUUAAUAAAUUAGAUACUCAUGAUGACAUUAAAUCAUUUUGAAUUUAAUUAAGAAAUAAAUGAUAAUUCUGUAAAAUUAUCUGAAAAAUUAUUAGAUUAUAUAUAAGAAUAUAGAAAAAGUAAAUAGUUUAAUUAAAAUAUAAAAAAGUUCUGUUUGUUAUUUUUACUUUAAAGUAAAGGUAAAUAUUUGUAAUUAUAUGAAUAUAUUUACAAAGCAGAUUGUGAAAUUUUAUUGGAACAUAUUUUUGAAGAUAAUAAUAUUGAAAUUGAUGAAUCUAUUGUAUUAUUACAAUUUAUUACAUAAUUUGAUGAUAUUAAGAUUAUGAUAAUGUAAAAGAGAGAAUAACUUAAAAAGAUUUAUAAUAAUAUUAACAAUCAAUUUAAGUUGGAAGGUAAAACAUCACUUUAGAAAUUAAGAUAAUAUUAAAUUUUAGUAGGAUACUUUAAUAUAUUAUUAUAAUUGAGUACAGAUAGAUCUGCUGAAUCAAAGGAGGAAUAGAAAUAGAGAUUUCAGAUUAGUGAUGAAGAAUAUGAAUAAAAUCGUAAUUUUGCUAAAUAGUAUUAAUAAGACAUUUCUGAAAAAUAUUUUACUUAUACAAAUGAAUACAUAAAAAAAGAAUAAAUUAUAAAAUUCAUAGCUCUUGAAAUGAGAACAAUUUAAUUACUAUCUUCAUUUAUAUUUUAAUAUUAAGAUAUACUUAAUAAUGAAAAUGUUGUAUCAAAAUUACUUACUUAAUUUAGUUCUGAUGAUUAAGUUCAUUAAUAUUUAUUUGAUAAAUAAUGUUUGAAAUUAGUAUCAAAAUCUAUUUUAUCAAAGAAUUAAUUUGGAAUUCCUUAUUUAUGUAAAUAAAUGAGAAAUGCAAAUCCUGAAUUAUUUGAUUUUAAGGAAGCAUAAUUAAUAUGUGAUGCAUUAUUUGUUUGUGCUUAGAGUGCAACUCAUGAAUUACUGACAUUUUAUGCAUUAUUGGGAAUAGUAUAAUUAACUUCAUUAGGUGAUUUUAUUGUAGAUAGAAUUAUGGAUUAAAAACAAUAUUUAUAAAUAUAAAAUUUCUUAAUGGAUGAAAAUAAUUAUAUAGUUCAUGCAAGUCUUGAGAUUUUUAACAAUAUAUCUUUAAAUGAAAAAUUCUUAGUACUUUUAGAGGAAAACUAAUUACCUACAUUCCUUCAAUUAGUAUAAGCUUUAACUAAAUAAUUCUAUGAAAAUAUUGAAGGUAAACCAGAAUAGAAUUAAAAAGACUUUAGUCAUCCUAAGUAAAUAUUAUAAACAUUAUUGGGAUUGAUUUCAAUUAUUUCAUAAGUGUUGAUUGUUUAAGAUUAUUUUAAAAAGGAAUUACCUUUACUUGUAGAUAGAGAGUUUUAUAAUAGAAUCAUACCUUUUUCAAAUGAAAAUCAAAUAAAAAAAGUAAUAAUUUUAAAUUAUUGAUAGAUUAAGAUAGUUUGGGAAGAAUAUGAAUAUAAACAUCAUUGA
Paramecium pentaurelia is the source of this 2535-nucleotide messenger RNA. Lineage: Eukaryota; Ciliophora; Oligohymenophorea; Peniculida; Parameciidae. The record is from the annotation of a GenBank genome assembly.